Nannospalax galili (Upper Galilee mountains blind mole rat) is the source of this 1459-nucleotide messenger RNA. RefSeq names its product RAB38, member RAS oncogene family (gene Rab38). Gene Ontology annotation, molecular function: GTPase activity; GTP binding. Bases 125 to 760 code for a protein of 211 amino acids. The transcript is spliced from 3 exons. Gene Ontology annotation, biological process: endosome to lysosome transport; phagosome-lysosome fusion. The record is from RefSeq and is a predicted model, not a curated record. Gene Ontology annotation, cellular component: lysosome; Golgi apparatus; late endosome. Lineage: Eukaryota; Metazoa; Chordata; Mammalia; Rodentia; Spalacidae.
CCCCAGCCCGCCCGCCCGGACGCCUCGCCCUCCGCCCACAUUGCGCUUGUGCCUAGGUCCCGUACCCAGCCCUGGCUGCUCUGGCUUCCCCGGGCAGGCUGGGCACUACCGGCCGGCCGCUAGGAUGCAGGCCCGCCACAAGGAGCACCUGUACAAGCUGCUGGUGAUCGGCGAUCUGGGCGUGGGCAAGACCAGCAUCAUCAAGCGCUACGUGCACCAGAACUUCUCCUCGCACUACCGGGCCACCAUAGGCGUGGACUUCGCGCUCAAGGUGCUGCACUGGGACCCGGACACCGUGGUGCGCCUGCAGCUAUGGGACAUUGCAGGUCAAGAGAGAUUUGGAAACAUGACAAGGGUCUAUUACCGAGAAGCUAUGGGCGCAUUUAUUGUCUUUGACGUCACCAGGCCAGCCACAUUUGAUGCAGUGGCAAAGUGGAAAAAUGAUUUGGACUCAAAGCUAACUCUCCCUAAUGGCAAACCUGUUUCCGUGGUUCUGUUGGCCAACAAAUGUGACCAGGGGAAGGAUGUGCUCAUGAAUAAUGGCCUCAAGAUGGACCAGUUUUGCAAGGAGCACGGUUUCGUAGGAUGGUUUGAAACAUCAGCCAAGGAAAAUAUAAACAUCGACGAAGCCUCUAGAUGCCUGGUCAAGCACAUACUGGCAAAUGAGUCUGACCUCAUGGAGUCCAUUGAGCCAGACAUCGUGAAGCCCCACCUCACGUCUCCCAAGGCUGUCAGCUGCUCCAGCUGUGCCAAAUCCUAGAAGGCUCCUUUGCUGGCGUAUGACAGACAUAUCCCAUGAUCUCAUGAAUUGUGCCUUGAUUUUUUACCAUAUGGGGCCAAACCAGGAUAGGGAAGCAAGCAAAUAUGUAUAACUGUAUGCGUCCUGUCAAAGAGAAAUAGGCAAAUGUUCUUUUCUGUUUUCCCCACCGUCAGCAGUGUUUACAAGCUUUUAAAAUCUUAGCCGGUUACAAAAUGCUGUUAAUAUCACCGAACAAAAUUUCUCAGGGAUGGAGUCAACCUUGAUAUUUGCUCCUUUAAACCACCAAAGGCCUCUGGACUUCAGCGAACGGGGCUAAGAACAAGCCUGCUGUCAAGCUAAGUGUGGGUGUUUGCCUUGCCCUGGUGUGUCUUUGUUCAGGUUUCAAUCUAUUUUCUGGUGGUCUGAGAGGCUUAUUAAAGAGAAACAGUGUUUUCUCCAUUCUUGGCUGGCUUAAGAGCUGUCUGUGAUGUGGCUUUCGAGUCAUGCGCACAGGUCGCCUCUGCUUUUGUUGCCUUCCUUGUCUCUCACUGUGCCCUGCAUGUCGGGUUAACUGAAAACUGUGUGGAAAGAUCUGCUCCCUGUAUGUGCCUUUCUUUUAGAUUUCCCUGACAAGAGCUGCGGGACUCCUUUGUACAUGUGAGAUAUGUUAUAUAUAUUUUCACAAGUGAAAAAUAAAACAUUAAAGAUGCUGUUUCCCUA